Molecule: messenger RNA, 1794 nt
Organism: Adineta ricciae
Lineage: Eukaryota; Metazoa; Rotifera; Eurotatoria; Adinetida; Adinetidae
Source: the annotation of a GenBank genome assembly
AUGGUAGUGAAUUUCGCGUAUGUUAGCCAAGCAGGACAGAAUUUCGAGACAUAUUCCUUACUCUGGCUGGACGCAACUGUCAACAAUUCACAUGAAAAUCUUCAAGCGCAAACGAGACUUCGAGAAUCGAUCAAUCAUUUGGUUACUUUCGAAGAUCAUCAUCAAUGCUAUGCAUAUAUCAAAUGUAUGUCAAACCACGAUAGAAUCGUCCUAAUUGUUAGUAGACACUUAGGUCCACUGAUCGUACCAUACAUCGUUCAAUUUCGACAGCUUGUUUCGAUUUAUGUUUAUUGUAAGAACGUAACAGAGAAUGAACAAUGGUCUAAACAAUUUCCUAAAGUGAAAGCUGUACUCAAUCAAAUCGAUGAUCUUAUUCACAAAAACAUCAGCAUUAUAAAACUGAUGAAGCUCUACCAUUAUGCAUCAUACAAGGGAGUGAUGCAAAAUCAUUAUAAUCCAGCAGAAUUGAAAAUUAUUCAGGAGUUCGAUCGAGAUUACCGUUCGGAAUAUGCUCUAUGGUGGUAUUCCACAGAGUCAUUCUUAUACAAAAUGUUAAAUAAAGCACUGCGUGUACAAAACAUGCAUUUACUCUAUCUAUUUCGUUUUGCUAUUCGUCAUAUCGAACGACGUCUAGUCCAGAAUCGAUGCUCAAAACCAGUUCGUUUUUAUCGCGCGCAAAUCAUGGCCAAUCAAGAAGUUGAAAAAUUGAAGAACUGCAUCGGUGGAUUCGUUUCAAUCAAUUCCUUCUCUUCCACAUCAUACGAUUGUAAUGGAGCAUUGAAGUUCUUCUCCAAUAAUGACAAUCUCAUUGAUUAUAAACGUGUUUGUUUUGUUAUCGAUGCUGAUCCUCGAUUGGAAAACAUCAAACCAUUUGUUGACAUUACUAAAUUUAGCUAUUAUCAAGAAGAAAAAGAAGUUUUAUUCAUGAUUGGCUCGAUCUUCCGACUGGAAAAUACCAGUAUGGAUCAUAUUGGAAUAUAUUUCAUUCAAAUGAAGUUAUGCUCGUUUAAUGACCAUCAAUUGCGAGAAAUUUUCGAACAUAUGAAGAAAAAGAAUGAAGCUGAAGGUUACUACAAUCGAUAUCUUCAGCAGUCAUCAAAGAGUCGCAAAGAUAUCGACAAAGGCUAUAGUGGUCUGGGUAGUUUAGCUAAUCGAAAAGAUGACUAUGAUGCGAGUCUGAAUUGGCACCAUCAAUCAUUGGAAAUCCGAUUGCGAACUUUGAAAUCCGACGAUCAAAGUAUAGCGAAAAUCUACAAUAGUAUCGGCAACGCCUAUGAAAAGAAGAAAGAUUAUGCGAAUGCACUGCAGUCGUAUGAAACUGCACUGACCAUCUUCCGACAUACGUAUGAUAACGAUCAUUUGUACAUAGCGACGUGUAUGAAUAACAUUGGUAACACUUAUAGUGGUAUGCGCAAACCAGCGGAAGCACUGACAUUCUAUCAGAAUGCAUUGACAAUUCAGAAGAAAACUCUGCCAAGUGAUCAUAUCAACUUGGGCAGUUCGUACAAGAACAUAGGCAAUGUUAUAGCAGAUUUAGGACAUUAUGAUCAAGCUUUAUCACACUUGAAUUUAUCAUUAGAGAUAUACAAGAAGUCUCGUCCGUCACAACAUCCAUCGAUUGCAUCAAAAAUGAGAAAUAUUGGACUGGUUUAUAAAGAUAAACGAGAUUACAAACAAGCGUUAGCAUACUUCGAAAAAGCGGCGAACAUUUAUCGACAGUUGUUUCCUGCAACACAUCCAGAUGUAGUUCAGAUUGAAAAAGAUAUUCGAUAUGUCGCCUCGAAAUUGAUUUAA